AAUCAGAAGCGCUCAUCUCAGAAGACUGCUCAAAACUUCACCGGAGGUUGUCUGGAGAUCUGAAGUCUCUGUCAUCAUGGCGAUCCGGUUCUCCGUCUUGCUCCUGGGGAUCGUAUGUCUCUUCGGUGUCCAGCGGGCUGGGGCUGAAAGAGCUGCUCCAAAUGAUGCCCAGCUUCAUUCAGCUGCUGGCACUCUGGAAAAAACCACUAAAGCUGGAUGGGUACAGUUUGAUCAACGCGAGUUCAUGUUCUUUGCCGCUGGAAAAGUAUGGGAGGAGGCUCAGAGCACCUGUAUGGACUACGACGCUCAUCUGGCUUCAGUGCACAGUGACAGAGAAGACGCCUUCAUUAAGCGUCUGAUUUGGAAUCAUGUUGGUAGUGAUCGUCCCUCGUGGCUCGGUGGCUACAACAGCCAUGUGGUUCCCAGUCGCUGGUUUUGGACCGAUGAGUCAGCUUUUGACUUCAAUUCCUGGACCCCAGGCCAGCCAGAUGGCUCCGGACACUGUCUGCAGACCAACUUCAAAGGUGGCUGGGAUGAUCUUGUUUGCGAACGGAACCUUCCCUUUGUCUGUGCUCGAGGGAUCAGCAGAGGGGCUGAAAGAGCUGCUCCAAAUGAUGCCCAGCCUCAUUCAGCUGCUGGCCCUCUGGAAAAAAACACUAAAGCUGGAUGGAUACAGUUUGAUCAACGCGAGUUCAUGUUCUUUGCCGCUGGAAAAGUAUGGGAGGAGGCUCAGAGCACCUGUAUGGACUACGACGCUAAUCUGGCUUCAGUGCACAGUGACAGAGAAGACGCCUUCAUUAAGCGUCUGAUUUGGAAUCAUGUUGGUAGUGAUCGUCCCUCGUGGCUCGGUGGCUACAACAGCCCUGUUGUUCCCAGUCGCUGGUAUUGGACCGAUGGGUCAGUUUUUGACUUCAAUUCCUGGACCCAAGGCCAGCCAGAUGGCUCCGGACACUGUCUGCAGACCAACUUCAAAGGUGGCUGGGAUGAUCUUGUUUGCGAACGGAACCUUCCCUUUGUCUGUGCUCGAGGGAUCAGCAGAGGGGCUGAAAGAGCUGCUCCAAAUGAUGCCCAGCUUCAUUCAGCUGCUGGUGCUGAUGCUGCUGUUGGAGGUGAUCUCAAACUUUCUGCAGCUGCUGGCACUCUGGAAAAAAACACUAAAGCUGGAUGGAUACAGUUUGAUCAACGCGAGUUCAUGUUCUUUGCCGCUGGAAAAGUAUGGGAGGAGGCUCAGAGCACCUGUAUGGACUACGACGCUCAUCUGGCUUCAGUGCACAGUGACAGAGAAGACGCCUUCAUUAAGCGUCUGAUUUGGAAUCAUGUUGGUAGUGAUCGUCCCUCGUGGCUCGGUGGCUACAACAGCCAUGUGGUUCCCAGUCGCUGGUAUUGGACCGAUGCGUCAGUUUUUGACUUCAAUUCCUGGACCCAAGGCCAGCCAGAUGGCUCCGGACACUGUCUGCAGACCAACUUCAAAGGUGGCUGGGAUGAUCUUGAUUGCAAUCAGAACCUUCCCUUUGUCUGUGCUCGAGGGAAGCGCAGAGGUGUUUAGAAAGCCUGACCUAACCUGACCGGUUCCUUCCAGGACCUUCUGCAUGUAUCAGAAAUCACAUAUAAUAAUCAACUCUUUAGCUUUGAGAGCCCCAGAAAUUAAACAUAAAAGAUUGUUACUAUGUUCAUGUGUUUCAGUUUCUAUGUUUGAUCUAAAAGCAAAGAUCUAAUUACUUUACACCACUGAAAUCUGUGUGUACACGUGGCUGUGAUUGAUUUCAAAUAAAAUUCAGCAUUGCAUAA
This is a messenger RNA of Pygocentrus nattereri (red-bellied piranha), 1788 nucleotides long. Its product is annotated as C-type mannose receptor 2-like. NCBI's taxonomy places the organism in Eukaryota, Metazoa, Chordata, Actinopteri, Characiformes, Serrasalmidae. The transcript has 19 exons. The record is from RefSeq and is a predicted model, not a curated record. Gene Ontology annotation, molecular function: signaling receptor activity. The coding region runs from base 77 to 1546 and encodes 489 amino acids.